This is a messenger RNA of Fusarium redolens, 918 nucleotides long. Its product is annotated as general substrate transporter. NCBI's taxonomy places the organism in Eukaryota, Fungi, Ascomycota, Sordariomycetes, Hypocreales, Nectriaceae. The transcript has a single exon. Gene Ontology annotation, biological process: carbohydrate transport; transmembrane transport. Bases 1 to 918 code for a protein of 305 amino acids. Gene Ontology annotation, molecular function: carbohydrate:proton symporter activity. The record is from RefSeq and is a predicted model, not a curated record. Gene Ontology annotation, cellular component: membrane.
AUGUACCUCGUGCCAAGGUUUCUGACAGGUCUGGCUAUCGGUGGACUCGUCAUGCUUGUGCCCCUUUGGCAGAGUGAGGUUGCGCCCCCUCAUGCUCGUGGACUCCUCGUUGGCCUUCAUGGUGUUUCAAUCUUGGUUGGAUACUCAUCAUCGGCUUGGGUCGGAUUCGGCUUUUACUUCGUCAACGCAGACGGAGCUCAGUGGCGUCCUCCGUUGGCCAUACAGUGCUUGCCUCCUCUCAUCCUAGCAUGUGGUGUCUACUUUAUUCCCGAGUCUCCACGAUGGCUUAUCGACAACGAUCAGCACGAAAGAGCCGAGGCCAUUUUGCAGCAUAUCUACGGAGACUCGAGUGAUCCCAACAACCAUGCAGCUCGGGCUGAAUUUGCUCAGAUCUCCGCUCAGGUAGAGCUUGAGCGUCACUUGCCAUUAUCUUGGGCUUCCCUUUUCACAGUCCCUCAUUAUCGAAAAAGGGCCUUGAUUGGUUUCACAACUCGCCUUGCCGGCCAACUUACGGGAACGACCGUCAUCAGCAACUAUGGACCUUCACUGUAUGCGGCUCUUGCGCAUGGUGCUUCUGCUAGUCUCGCACUCUCGGCUGGAUGGCUGACGGAAGGACUUGUCUGCAACGCCAUCAAUGCCGUCCUCCUUCACUACGUUGGAAGGAAAUGGCUGAUGGUUACCGGUCUCAUUGGCUGCGCCAUUUCACUUCUUGGUGUAAGCAUUAUGGUUGCUCUUUAUGGUGGCACGACAAAUAAAGGAGGCAAUUCGGCUGGUGUUUUCAUCUUAUAUCUGCACCUUACCUUUUAUGCCACCUGCAUGGAUGCUUCGACUUAUGUCUACGGCUCUGAGAUCUGGCCUACCCAUCUUCGCGGAAAGGGAUUUGCCAUACUAAAGUCAGAAUUGAAGGAAUUGUGUUAA